AUGUAUUGGGUCCUAUUAUUUGUUUGUGUAUAUAUCAAAUUCAACAAGUACAAAUGUUAUCAAUCAAAAUUUUGACUUACAAAAUUAAAAAAACUCAUCUCUUCCGCUUGAAUAAUAUUUCACCGCUUUUGGUAAUUUCGAAAAUAAUUUACCGAAUUAAUUAUUAAAUUACUUAUUUAUAUUAUAUUAUAUUUAUUUUAUAUUUUAUAUUUUUAGUUUUGACUUUUAUGCAUAUUUUCUGUAAACUAUAAAGUAGUAAUCUUUUGUGAAAUAUUAUAUUUUUAUGUUAUUAUAUUAUUUUAAGUAUGAAAUAAAAACAUUAAAAAUUAAAAGGACCAUUUCAUAAAUACCUGCUAAUCAAUCUAGUAAUUAAAAAAUUUUCCUCUCAAUUUUUUUAUGUUUUUUUUUUGUUUUUGAAACACAACUUAUAUUAAUGUCAUUAAAAGAGUUAGGUGCCAGUCAUAAAGACCUCACCACCUGCAAGACCCUAUUUUGCUAAUAAAUCAGCAAUCAGUGUUCUUUACUCUAUAUAUCCAAUGAAAAGAAAUAACAUCAAACUCUUAUGUUAUACAGAGGUUUUUAAGUUAGGAGUUUGUAAAUAUUGUUCCAUUGAUAAUAGAAACGUAUGUGCAUAUUCAUUAUGUGUAAAACAAAUAGAAUGGGGACGUCCUGUCAUAGAUUUGAUCGUUAGAGAUCGUCAUAUUUUAUUUGAUUCGCACAUGUGAUCACUAAUCAAUCUAGCAAUUAAAAAAACAGAAAUUACUUAUAAUGACUCAAAUUAUAAAGGUAAUUACUAGAGUAACUCAUAAACUUUUGUAGUAAUUACAAAUGCAGGUUGCCACUUUGAUUGCGGUUUACGCCAACUGGGAGUCUGCAAAGUUUAGAGGCAUUGGAUGUGGAUGGGCUUGAGUGGAAAGGCUUGGCUCUACUUGUUUGAGAACAUGACCGCUUUCACAAUGAAGAAAGAUUAUAGAAAAGAAGAGAGAGAAGUAAAGUCUCAAUGGGCACUUGCUCAAAGGACACUUCACGGUUGGAAGUUACUCGCAGAGCAAGCCGAGAGAAGAGCUGAGAUAGCUAGGCUUAGGGAGCUGCAUGUGGAAUCAGUAGUGGGUCUAGUUACAAAGUCAUGCUUCUUUAUCAAAACUUUCGUAGAAUCUGAAUUGGAUUGGAAGCAGAGCUUGUUAUACAGGCUGGACUGUUCGAGCUCGAUAACUUCUGUAGCAAGAAACAGCUCCAUGCAAAUUCUUGAGCAGACAGCGCUUGUUGAAAUUCUUGUAGAUUACUAUGGUUUCUGAUAAUGUUCAUGAGAAGCAGUGAUUUAGUUUUUUUUUUUUUCUUUCCAGUCACUUAUGUUUUGUGUUUGGUCCAUUAGUAAACUUUCAAGAAAUGAAAAGGUUAAAUGUUUGGUAUGUACUCAAUGGAAUCUUGUUCUGUUCAGGUUAGUUUUGUGUGUUCUCUCUGUUUU
Messenger RNA from Brassica rapa (field mustard), 1465 nucleotides. Its product is annotated as ATPase 2, plasma membrane-type-like. NCBI's taxonomy places the organism in Eukaryota, Viridiplantae, Streptophyta, Magnoliopsida, Brassicales, Brassicaceae. The record is from RefSeq and is a predicted model, not a curated record.